AUGCUCCAGCAGCAGUCUCUGGCGCGUGUGACGCGCAAGCCAUUCACAGCAGCGGCAGUCACGGUGCCAUGCCGUAUCAGCAGCAGCUCGAGGGUGCAGCGCGGCAGCGCGCAGCCCGUGCGUGCCGCGGCAGUAGAGGCGGAGCCUGAGUUUGACUACAAGACCCGGCAGUACGAUCCCAAGGAGCUCAGCAUCUCGGAGCAGGACCCUGAGCUGCUUAACCUGCCCAAGGGCUACCACUGGUACGAGACCAUGCUGGUGCUGCGCGCCACCCUGGGUGACGAGGACAGGGACCGCGAGCUGGCCAAGUUUGAGGCCUUCCUGAACAAGGAGCACUCCAACUGGGAGGGCAUCUACAUCCUCUACACUUACGCCGCCCGCCGCUCCACCGCGCGCGCCGUGCAGCAGCUGCUGUCCAACCCCGAGGCCGGCUCGGAGGACGUCGUGCUGCGGUUCGUCACCUUCUGCAAGCACUGA
Monoraphidium neglectum is the source of this 477-nucleotide messenger RNA. Its product is annotated as plastid ribosomal protein S6. Lineage: Eukaryota; Viridiplantae; Chlorophyta; Chlorophyceae; Sphaeropleales; Selenastraceae. Gene Ontology annotation, molecular function: structural constituent of ribosome; rRNA binding. The record is from RefSeq and is a predicted model, not a curated record. Gene Ontology annotation, cellular component: ribosome. Bases 1 to 477 code for a protein of 158 amino acids. The transcript is spliced from 5 exons. Gene Ontology annotation, biological process: translation.